ACAUGUUAAAACCGCCGAUGGUUUAUGGCAGCUAUCAUUUCAAAGCAAAUCUUUACAGUGUUAACACAUAUAUAGUAAGAACAAAAGACAGACGGAAAGGAAAAGCUAGGAUGAAAUAGCAUUGACUUAUUGUUACAAGAGUAUCAGAUUGACCAUGGUUAAAUUUAAUAUGUUUCACGGUUACACCCUUGCCCACAUUCUCAUAUUUUUAUCUUCUCUCGUGGACGUAACGUACGCUGGAGAACUCGAACAUGCCUUUGCCGGAUGGAGUGUUCCAGAUCGUAAAGAGAAUUGUGUUGCGAGUUUUGAAGAAGUUGUUAUAACAGAACCUGGAUGUCGAAACAAAACUGUUCGAAUUGGACGUUGUCGGGGUAGCUGUACGUCAACUUUUAUCCCUGGUCACGAUGGAGUGCUAACAUGUUCUAAUUGCGCGCCAAAUGUAAUCUCUGUACGCAAAGAAACAUUAGAAUGUGACUGGGGGACGAUGGACAAAGAAAUAAGAUCGUUUUCUGAGUGUGCGUGUCAGAAAUUUAGAUGUAUUGCACCGGCAGUUACCACCGACAGGCCAAAAGUAUUACGACCAUGUCGUCAAAUUUGUCGUAAGUGUCGGAAAACGAGGGAACAAUUUUAUAAAUUACGAAGAAAGUUGGAUAACAAUACUAGGUUAAGAAAAACUUGCAAAACAAAAGUUUGCUUAUCUAAAAUUUUACCGCAUAAAUCACUGAAGACAAAAAAACGAAGAAAGAAACUUCUGAUGAAGAAAAGAUGCAAAAAGUGUACGCAAUGUAAAAAAGAUAAAACGAAGAAAAGUUCCACUUCAGGAUAGAAAGAUUUAAUACCUGUAUAGAUUAAAAAAAAUGUUUAAGUUAUAUCUCAGUCGGUUUUUUAAAUACAUCGUUUUAACAUUUCUCGGCGGAUAAAAUACGCAAUAUUUAGUUUAGAUAAAAUACGCAAUAUUUAAUAACUUGAUAAGCUUAUGAAUCUUUAAAAAACGAUUUGGUCUGCGAGUGCUUUUAAAAUACUUCUUCUGAACAAAAUAAAUAGGAGAAAUUGUUACUGUUUUCACAUUUUUUUUCUACGAAAAAUCUUUUGAUUUUUUUAUAAUUAUCGCAAGAAAAAAUCAAAAGCUUUUUUAACAGAACUUUUUCGAUUGACACUGGUCUGUCAAUCCAACAUAAAUUAUGCAUUUGUAAAUAUGUCAUCAUAAUUAUCGUAAUUAUCACUAUUUAAAAUAAAUUUCUACAUUGUAACCCAAGCAUUUAAUUUACCCCUUUGUGUCAUCCGAGCGUUC
Messenger RNA from Hydractinia symbiolongicarpus, 1291 nucleotides. RefSeq lists its product as uncharacterized. Bases 155 to 826 code for a protein of 223 amino acids. The record is from RefSeq and is a predicted model, not a curated record. Lineage: Eukaryota; Metazoa; Cnidaria; Hydrozoa; Anthoathecata; Hydractiniidae. The transcript is spliced from 2 exons.